This is a messenger RNA of Stegastes partitus (bicolor damselfish), 2471 nucleotides long. RefSeq names its product tetratricopeptide repeat domain 5 (gene ttc5). Gene Ontology annotation, molecular function: protein binding. The transcript is spliced from 9 exons. NCBI's taxonomy places the organism in Eukaryota, Metazoa, Chordata, Actinopteri, Pomacentridae. The record is from RefSeq and is a predicted model, not a curated record. Bases 199 to 1533 code for a protein of 444 amino acids.
UGGUAUUAAAAGCCCACUUCCUCCGUGCCAAAACUAAUUGCAUUCGUGAUGUUUCCCUAAACAAGUGACCGUUAUCUCUCGGCAUACAGACAUUAGAGUCUCAAAUUGUGCACUUCUCUGGGAACUUGCCGCAUUUUGCUGCGCUCUUUCUCCGCUCUUGUCGCUAACAGGCGGCUGCUGCUCUCAGCGAACGCAAAGAUGGCGGAAGACGAGAAGAGUGGUGAACCUGUGAAAGAAAAGAACGAGCUGCAAAUUAUGAAGGACCUUGUGGAUGAAGUGUAUAAUUUCAGAGAUCAUUAUUUUGAGACUCACAGCGUGGAGGAAGCUGGAAGGAAACAAAGAGAUGUGGCACAGGAGGUAGAACGGACACUGAAGAAGCUGGAGGAGAAGGAAGAGUCCUUUAAACACAAAGCAGAGUUUUUGCUGCAGAAGGGCAGGUGUCUGAAUGCAGCUCCGGACUUCAGUACUGUAGCAGAGGAGUGCCUUUCCCGCGCUGUGAAGCUGGAGCCUGGCCUGGUCGAGGGCUGGAACACACUGGGCGAGCAGUACUGGAAAAAAGGAGAUCUGAUCGGUGCCAAAAACUGCUUUACUGGUGCCUUGCAGCAGAACAAGAACAAAGUGUCUCUGCGCAACUUGUCUAUGGUGCUGAGGCAGCUACCAGUCGCUGACAGAGACGCACACGGCAAGCAGGUGCUGGAGAGUGUGGACAUGGCCCGACAAGCUGUCCAGCUGGAUGUCACAGACGGGACAUCCUGGUACAUCCUGGGAAACGCCUACGUGUCUCUGUUUUUUUCCUGUGGACAGAAUCCACAGCUAUCUCAACAAGCUCUAAGUGCCUAUUCACAAUCUGAGACUGUGGACAGAGCUGCCUCUUGUUACCCGGAGCUGCAUUUCAACAGAGCCACUCUGUUCCAGUAUGAGGAGAUGUUUGGGUCUGCGCUUGGCGGUUAUAGUCGAGCAGCAGCGCUCGACCCGGGCUGGGAUGAGCCACCAGACCGAGAGAAGCAGCUGCUGGAAUAUCUGGAGAAAGUGACAGAACUCAUACAGAACAAGGGGAAGGUGAAGGCACGUCGGUUACGGACGAUGCUCUCGAACCUCAACACGUCAGCUUUGGGUCCCUGUUCUUCUCCUCAAUUUCGCUCCCCGUCCGGUCGUAUUGGCAGCCUGGAGCCUCGAACUCUGAACUCCCUCACACACGGCCAUAAUGCUGGGGUGGCCGCCCUGGGGAAGGUGGUGUUCAGCUUGGCCUCUGAGGGUCGUAUGGCCUUUACGUUUGGCAUGGUUGACAGUGAGGAGACCUGUAUAGUAGUGAUGGUAUACAACACAGCGGACAGCUGGGGCGUCCUGAUUGGUGAUUCCGUCGUCAUUCCUGAACCUCAAGUCAAACGUCACAGUAUAACACAUAAAGAUAAGUCGCUUGAUUUCAGAAGUAUACGAGUGGACUCUCCUCUGCUCCUCAUCGUCAACGGCAAGAAACAAAACAUCCAAAGUCAGAUUGCUGUCUCUGUCAGCUACAAGCCACAGAGAGAAUGAACUGAGCUAGAAGCACACGGACCAAGAUUUUUUGCUGGAUUUAGAAGAAGAUUUUGCAUAAUUUUCCAAAUGUCCAAAGUUUGUGCCUCUUUCAUGUGUUCUUUUGUAUAUAGAGGUCACCAUGUUAUGUUUGUUGAUAUUUAUAAAUAUUUUUUGUAUUCUGUUGUUAUGGGGUCAGACACGGGGGUUAUUGUGGAAAUCGAUGAACCUGUGAUAACAAUGUGAUGUCAGCAUUAUGACUUUAGUUUACUUUGGAAUUUUUUUUCUUUUACUGUACACAUAUGUUUGUGUGGUGUCUUAAAACAAUAGUACUCAAAGUGGGAUCAGACAGUAGGCCAGUCUGGGCUUCCUAAAAAGAUAUUUUGACUUCUCACAGUAGGAAAAGCAAAGGUUUUACUACUCACAAUAAUAAUGGCUCUGUUGUAGUCGAGUUUCCCAGUAGGACAUGACAGUGUGACCGCGAGUCGGCAUGUCCAAUACCAGGACCGUCAAACUGAUGCAACUAAAUGAAAGUCAGCCAUCAGUAGUUUUAGAAUUUAGACCUUUACUUUUUCUAUUGUGACAUGCAAAAUAUGUUUCAUGAAACAACCUGUUGAUCUUAGUUUACAUCGUUUAUCAUCAGAAAUGUAUUCAGUCUGGGUAAGGCAGUUAACCGACUGCUUUGGUUGAUUACUAUGCAGUGACAAACUUAAUGACAUCACUACUGAAACCCUUCCAAAAAAGAACCAAUCAAAAGCUCCGUCUAACCCAGAUUUCUUCUAAUGUAACAAAUCAACAGUUUACUGUUUUGAGCAACACCACAAAUCAGAUUUUUAAAACUGUGUGCAUGACCGAUCAUCUCACUGUAGUGGUUCAGUAGCAUCUAUGAUUUACCGUGACAAAGGAAAUGUUUUUUUUUAAUGCAAAAUCUGAAGGCAAUAAACAAUGUUUCAGUGCCA